Molecule: messenger RNA, 1725 nt
Organism: Talaromyces stipitatus ATCC 10500
Lineage: Eukaryota; Fungi; Ascomycota; Eurotiomycetes; Eurotiales; Trichocomaceae
Product: polysaccharide deacetylase family protein
Exons: 5
Coding region: 1-1725 (574 amino acids)
Biological process (GO): carbohydrate metabolic process
Molecular function (GO): hydrolase activity, acting on carbon-nitrogen (but not peptide) bonds
Source: RefSeq, a predicted model, not a curated record
AUGGCUGCCAUGCCGUCCUCAGAAUUGGAAGGUUUCCAUGCUUUCAUUACCGGUGCUGCGGGGGUUGUGGGAAGCUUCAUAAUUCAAGAAUUUCUAGCACUAGGCUGUUAUGUCACAUCGCAUGAUUCAAAGCCGUAUGAGCUGCCGCCUCAAAUAGGUCUAGACCGCCUCAAUUCUUACUAUGGCGAAGUAACCGAGCGAAGUUUGAACCGUUCAAUGCAAGAGGCUAGGAACAAGUUCGGGCCUAUAAACAUUCUUAUACUCACUGCUAGCUAUGAUGACAAGAUCAAUGAGUACCGAGUGUGGGAUCUACCAUUGGAUACAUGGGAGGAAGCAUAUCAAGGCGCUGCGCGCAAAACGUUUGUAACCAUCAAACAGUUUCUUCGAUCAGCGAAGUCUUCUCAGGAUGCUCAAAGCGGUAGAGAAAUUGAUAACCUCUCUAUUGUGGUCAUAGGUAAUAGCAAGCCUGGGGAACAUGCCGUACCAUUUGACCUUAUUCAAAGAGUGAAGAAUGAGUUACCUCAAUUGAAUCGCAAGGCUCGGAUAAAUGCCGUGGUUCCUGUUGGGCCAAUCAAUCCUCUGAUGGCUGAGGACUAUAUAGCCCCUCAUCUCGAAGCGUUGGCACGAGCAACAGCUUUCGUAGCUUCGGACCGUGAAGCUGGUCACUUGUCGGGCGAAUGCAUCAUUGCAAAUAAUGAAACUGAAGGUCGGCUUGCAUGGCGGGGCAAAGAGACGAUUAGUUUCAGCAAGAGUUCGACAAGCCGAUCUUUAACAAUCCAGGCGGUACCUCGGUUGUUGCUUCCAUCAUCUGGCAAUAAGAUUCGCGUUGCUGUAACGAUAGAUUUGGAUGCUGUCUCUGGAUGGCUAGGAACGGGAUACUCCCCAGAAAAUGUGCUAGCCGAUUAUUCAGCUGGAUUCUUUGCGGCACGAGUUGGAGUACCGCGGUUAGUCAAAAUGCUUCAAAGAGUGGAUAUAGCCGACAAAGUGACUUGGUUUAUACCUGGUCAUUCAGCAGAGAGCUUCACGGAGGAGGUCCAGCAAGUUGUUGAUACUGGCUGCGAGAUUGCUCUGCAUGGAUACGCGCAUGAAGGUGCCUACUCGCUUACCGUACAGCAAGAGCGUGACAUUCUCGAGAAAUGUAUUCAAAUCACGAAAAAGCUCACUGGUAAGAGGCCAGUAGGCUACCGAGCGCCCUUGUACCAAGUCCGGGAGUCCACACUGGACCUUUUGGAGGAGUACGGGUUUGAAUAUGACUCGUCUUUGACCGAUCAUGACUGUCGGCCCUUUUUUGCUCCUCGCCGUCCACCCCUUCAGCCGAUUGAUUACAGUAAACCCGCUUCGAGCUGGAUGCAUCCUAUUCCAACAUCCUCAUUAGGCGAUAGGAGAUCCUCGGAUCGUCGUCCGCUCGUCGAAAUACCUUGCAACUACUACAUGGAAGAUAUGACCCCAAUGCAAUUCCUACCACACGUACACAAUUCGCACGGAUAUGUCGAUGUACGAUCAAUUGAGCAGAUGUGGAAAGAUCGAUUCCUAUGGAUACGGGAACAUGAGGAAAGCCCAAUAUUCACGAUCAUCAUGCAUCCCGAUACAUCCGGUAUGGCUCAUGUUAUUGGUAUGGUGGAGAGAAUGAUCCGGUGGCUGCAAAGUUAUGGGGACGAGGUGGAGUUUAUGCAAGCUGGAGAGAUGGCAAGAUGGUGGCUUGCUGAAAAUGAGAAGAAUAGGUAG